AUGGAUCCGAAACAAACGGGCUACAUCACAGACCACCACCUCUUCGCAGAGGCAAGCUUGGACUGCCUUACUUUGAGCGUUGCCAUGGGAUGCGCAUGCUGGGCUCACACUCAGGAUGGCAACGGCCAGGUGAACUGGCCUGAGUUUGUGGAAUGGGCAGAGGCGAACAACGUGGAGCUUGAGCUAGGCCACGCAAGCAGCCUUUGCCACAGGCAGUACAGCAUCACGGACAGCAAUCAGUUUGUUGAGCUGGAUGAGCUACUGCAGAAGACCUACAAGAAGGUCUACACGCGAGAUCGAAAGAAGACCGGUAUUGACAAAGUGCCAGCAGGCUAUGAGCUGGUCAAGGCGUUCACUUACAUGUGGGUACCCGCGCAUUACACGGAUUGCAAUACCCCGGGUGGUUUCUCUUCCACGGAACCAGCCCAGAAGCCGCAAAAUCGAUCCUCUCGGGAUGUGCACCUGGCGAUGUGUUUUGGAACUUUCGGGAGUGGCGCUGCCAAGUGUACCACGGCGUUGCAGAAUUUCCGGUCUCGUGCGUUGCAGGCAACUGGCACGCUCUACGGCAGAGGGACGUACUUUGCAGAGUCCAUCACGAAGGCUGAUGAGUACGCGAAGCCUGAUGAUGACGGUCUUUGCUGCGUGCUGGUGUGCAGAAUUGCUGCAGGAACUGUUUUGUACAACGAUGAGGCCCGAUUUGCCGAGAGCGGGCAUGCCCUGAAGCUCACUGUCCUGCAAGCACAGGUCACCCCCGAUGCCGACAAGUUGCAGAGCAGCUGCAUCUCUGGUGAAUACCACAGCAUCCUUGGUGACCGCGAGAAAUGCCGCAACACUUUCAAGGAGUUUGUAAUCUUUGAUGCCGACCAGGUCUACGUCGAGUAUGCCCUGUUCUACAAGCGGCGCUACACUUAG
This is a messenger RNA of Symbiodinium natans, 912 nucleotides long. NCBI's taxonomy places the organism in Eukaryota, Dinophyceae, Suessiales, Symbiodiniaceae. The record is from the annotation of a GenBank genome assembly.